CUGCGCUCAUCCGCAAACCCAUCGAUCGCGUCCUCCGAUGGCGGCCAAGGAAGAAUGGAGCAUCUCCGAUUUCGAAAUCGGGAAAUUCAUCGGCGAAGGAAAGUUCGGCAAAGUCUACCUCGCGAGAGAGAAACAGAGUGGAUACGUCGUGGCACUGAAGGUGAUCUUCAAGGCGAAGCUGGAGAAGUACCGAUCCCACGCCCAUCUCCGGCGGGAGAUCGAGAUCCAGCACGGCUUGAACCACCCGAACGUCCUCCGCCUCUUCGCCUGGUUCCACGACGAGACCCGCGUCUUCUUGGUCUUGGAGUAUGCGGCGCGGGGCGAGCUCUACAAGCUCCUCAAGAGCCUCCACCACUUCUCCGAGAAGCGGGCCGCCACGUAUGUAUCGAGCCUUGCGGGAGCGCUGGCGUAUUGCCACGAGAAGCAUGUGAUCCACAGGGACAUCAAGCCGGAGAACCUGUUGCUGGAUAUUGAGGGUCGACUAAAAAUUGCAGAUUUUGGGUGGGCGGUGCAGUCGAAUGCAAAGAGGCACACCAUGUGUGGUACCAUCGACUAUCUUGCCCCAGAAAUGGUAGAGAAGAAGGAACAUGACCAUGCGGUUGACAAUUGGACUCUGGGCAUUCUCUGCUAUGAGUUCCUGUAUGGGGUCCCACCGUUUGAAGCCGAAGACGAGUACGGUACAUUCAGGAGGAUAAUGAAAGUUGACUUGAAGUUUCCUUCCAGUCCUGCUGUUUCUGUUGAAGCCAAGGAUCUUAUCUGCAAACUUCUGGUGAAGGAUUCAUCCAAGAGGCUGUCUCUUCAAAAGAUCCUGAAGCACCCUUGGAUCGUCACGCAUGCAGAUCCAUCUGGCAGUUGCUGCGAUUGAGGUGAGGUGGUCGUAUUCCAAAGGGCACGGAUACAUAUAUAUCAACAAUCGUAGAAUUCAGUCAGCAGACAGAUGGCCUUCAAGGAUACUUUACGUAUCAUGUUUUGGAUUGAUGUAAUUGACAUCUGUGAACCAGAAGAUAGAUAUGAUCCAUAUGCUUACAUCUGUUUGGAUGAA
Messenger RNA from Musa acuminata AAA Group (dessert banana), 1042 nucleotides. Its product is annotated as serine/threonine-protein kinase Aurora-3-like. Gene Ontology annotation, biological process: protein phosphorylation; mitotic spindle organization; regulation of cytokinesis. The coding region runs from base 38 to 865 and encodes 275 amino acids. Gene Ontology annotation, cellular component: spindle pole centrosome; spindle microtubule; chromosome passenger complex. Gene Ontology annotation, molecular function: protein kinase activity; ATP binding. Lineage: Eukaryota; Viridiplantae; Streptophyta; Magnoliopsida; Zingiberales; Musaceae. The transcript is spliced from 6 exons. The record is from RefSeq and is a predicted model, not a curated record.